Thamnophis elegans (Western terrestrial garter snake) is the source of this 6251-nucleotide messenger RNA. RefSeq names its product synapse defective Rho GTPase homolog 2 (gene SYDE2). Gene Ontology annotation, biological process: signal transduction. The coding region runs from base 460 to 4854 and encodes 1464 amino acids. The record is from RefSeq and is a predicted model, not a curated record. Lineage: Eukaryota; Metazoa; Chordata; Lepidosauria; Squamata; Natricidae. The transcript is spliced from 7 exons.
GGGGGGAGACGGGGAGGGGGGAAAAGAGCCGGGCAAACCUGGCCUCCCUCUCCUGUUGUUCUCCCCCGACGUCUCAGCCCAGGCUGGGCAGCCUCGGGGCUGGAACGCGAGGAAGGCAAGGCCGCGCGCGCGCUCCGGUCCAAAGGGGGGGGGGGGGAGCGCUCUUCAGCCAAGCUGCUUUGGCAGUAAGACAUGCGCAUUGCGGAGCGCCCUCUCACCCCGCUCAGUUAUGCCAAGUAUGUGAGCCCGAGUUGCUGCUGCAGCAGCAGCAGCGGCGGUAAAGAGCGAGAGGCGCCCGAGGACCAGCUAGAGAAGAUCAUGGCGCGCUCUAGUCAGCUGCGCUCCAAGCUGUUGCGCUCGCCGUUGCUACCGCCGUCGCCUCCGCUUUGCUCAAGGCGCCGCCAAGCAGCGGCACCCCGAUUGCGCUCGACAGCAGCCAACUGAAGGAGGCGACCAGGCAUGGCUGACCCUCUGCGCAGGACUUUCUCCAGGCUGCGAAGUAGGAGGUCGCAGCGAGUAGCCACAGAAGCCGCUGCCCGCGGGAACCCCAGCGAGAGAGGCGGCAGGGGCGUCGGAGCCCUUGGAGGGAAAACCCAGCAGAACCUGCACCUCCAUCACCCCUGCCUGGAAAACGGAGUGGCGACCGAAGCGUGUCCCGGGUUGGGAAGCCAGGUGGGCGGUUGUGAAGUGCUCCUCGUGUCCCCGUUGGAAGGGCCGGCCUUGCGGGAGUCGGCUGCCUGGUCCCGGUGGGGAAAGGCGGAGAUGCCCGGAGAAAGGUUGCCGGGAGCCGCUGUGGCCCGCGCUUGCCCUCCGAGAAAGCGCGCGGAAGGCAGGGCGCUGCAGCAGCCGAGCCCCCCGGAGCUCCGCGCGCCUCCGCCGGCCGCCGAGCUCUGCUUCUCCUCGUCCUCCUUUUUCCCGAGGGGUUCGGAACCUGCACCGGCCCUGGAGUGCGGUGGCGGGAGCGAAGAAGACGACUAUUACGAUAACCAGAGGCUGCCUGGCUGGGGCUGCCAAGGAACGACCCGAACGGCCGAAGAAGCAACGCGGGGAAACAAGGAAGGCAACGCGGCCCCCUGUCCGGGUGCUGGCGGAGGCAGCAGGGCCAGAGCGAGAGAAAGCACCGGCAAACUGCGAAGCCAACUCCAGGAGGCCUAUUACCUGUUGAUCCACGCCAUGCACGACCUUCCUCCGGCCAGCCCCACUGCUGGAGGACCCUCACCCCAGCCCGCCAGCCAUCUGCCCGCCUCUGAGGACGCUGCAGGGAGUGAUGAUUUACGCUGGUCUUUCACCUGUGCCGAGGGAUGCUCCCCAUUGCAAAGAUCCGAUCCCAGUGCCCAAGGCUCAGCCAAGAAUCCCAUCUGGCGCCAGGGCAUCAGCAAGAGUCUGGAGAGCCUCUGCUUUACCCAGCCUUCCGCUUACAAGCUGCUGCUCCUGCGGAGAUGUCGGAGCGAAGGUGCGCUCCAAUCUCUGUUUCAAGAGCCACUGGAGCCCCGUGGCCAGCUGCUGCUCAAACCUCAGGAACUUGGCACCAGCCAGGAAACCUGCUUCCUGGCAGCUGCCACACAUGGCUCUGGUGACAGCGGCUGUGAGAAGACCCUCAGCGGCCAAGGCCUUGGUGAAGCACAUCCCUCGGGACUCCAGGAAGACUUGGGGGAGCUGUUAGCCCCUGAGCUGUAUGGAGCCCAGGGCAAAAUGUUGGAUCCAGUAAGAGCAACCAGGUGUAGUCAUGAGGGAAGACCCCAGCAGCCCCCAGAAAAUUCCUCUCCGGGCCCCUUCAAGCCACCUGCCAUGACUGUUCGGAAGCUGCAGAAGUGGAUGUACAAAGGACGCCUGCUCUCCUUGGGCAUGAAAGGCCGGGGUGGGACAGCUGGGAUGUCCCCCCCAUCUUCCCACACCAAAGUCACUGGGAGUUGCAGGCCACUUCUUGGCAGAGGAGAGGGGCUCACACUUUCGCCCCCUGCUCACUUGAAUGGUCCAGGGUCCAAGGCCCGAGUAUCCCCUUCAGACCAAAGAAUCUUGCUAACAGAGCUGAUCGAAAAUGUUUACAUACCUUCUGUGAGCAGAAGAGAACUUAAGAACUUGAAAUCCAGUGAAGUUUCUGAGUGCAGGCCUCAGAUUGCUAGCAUUACUGUGUCCAAGAAGCGGAACUGGUUGCAUCAAAGUUCUCGGAGAGUACCUAGUUUGGAAAAAGGAAACUCUUACAAGAAAUUUUCAGGAGAAAAUUACCAGGUACUGAAAUCUUCCAGUCCUUUCUUUGAGCCAAAAAUGCCUCAGACUUUUUCCAAAUUUCUAGGACAGGAAAGCCCUAGAGGAAGAGUUAGUUCUGCACAUGCUGCUGAGAAUGGAACAAGAUCUUUGGCACUACAAAACUGUACUUUAGAUUUUGGUGAAGAUAAUGAUGCAGAUGAUGAAGGAGAAAUAUGGUACAAUCCUAUCCCUGAAGAUGAUGAGCCUGAGUUCCCUUGUUUUCUAAGUGGCCAUAAUAAUCAUUUGGACCCCCAAGCCUUGAAUUUUAAAAUAGCAUCUGGGAAUGAUUUAAUCAAAGUCAUAGGGCAUAAUGAAGGCCUUCCUCAAUUUUUAGACUGUUCUGGAAAUGGUCAGCCUAGAGAAACAAGUCAAAUAGAUAAUGUGCAUUCAGUGGAAUAUUUGCAAACACAAAAGCCAAAGCCUCUAUGCAAUACUCUGACUGGGUCUGCAGUGGAUGAAGGUCUUCUUAAAGCUACUACAGGAGGUCCUGGAAUCAUGUCUGCAAGCAAGGCAGAGACAGGAACAGCAGAAUAUUCUCCUCCAAGCCCAAACCCAUUGAAAAAAGGUGGCUCGAUAAACUGGCCUUUCCCUGAUAAAAUAAAAUCCCCAAGAACAGUCAGGAAACUUUCCAUGAAGAUGAAAAAAUUGCCUGAACUCAGCAGGAAGCUCAGUGUCAAAGGAAAUUCAAGCCAUAAUAGCUCAGACAAUUCUUUGUUGCUUAAAAAUAAUUGCCAGGAGGUAGGCCAUGCACCGUUAGCUUCUUCUGGGAAUGUAACAGCAGCUGCUAGCAGGAAUGUUAUAAGCCGGUAUCAUCUUGAUAGCAGUGUAUCCUCUCAACACAGCUAUAAAAAGAAAAACAGGGGGACUUCCAAAUCCUCCAGCAAAGGGGGCUACCUCAGCGAUGGAGACUCUCCUGAGCUUAUAGCGAAAUCAGGGAAAUACGGAGCUGAAAGCAGAGUUGGGAAAGGAAAGGAAGUAUUUGCAGGUAACAUGGGUAAUAAAUCAGAAAUAGACAUUGAUGCUUUUCGACACUACACUUUUGCUGACCAACCCAAAUGUUCCCAGUACAUAUCUGGACUCAUGAGCAUUCACUUCUAUGGUGCAGAGGAUCUGAAACCACCGCGGAUGGACUCAAAAGAUGUCUUCUGUGCAAUUCAGGUGGAUUCAGUAAAUAAAGCAAGGACCGCUUUGCUGACUUGCAGAACAACAUUUUUGGACAUGGAUCACACUUUCAACAUAGAGAUAGAAAAUGCUCAGCAUCUAAAAUUAGUGGUUUUCAGCUGGGAGCCCAUGCCAAGGAAAAACCGGGUCUGCUGCCAUGGUACGGUAGUUCUUCCUGCUCUUUUUCGUGUGACGAGGACUCAUCAGUUGGCAGUAAAACUGGAGCCUAGAGGUCUUAUCUAUGUCAAGCUAACUCUUCUGGAACAGUGGGAGAAUUCUCUUGGUGGAACAGAUGGAGAACGAGAACCGAUACUCUUCGGAGUUGAUGCUCGGAAGGUUGUUGAGAAGGAAAAUGAAGGUUUGAUGGUCCCUCUCUUGAUGAAAAAGUGCAUUACGGAGAUUGAAAAGAGAGGUUGCCAGGUUGUAGGGCUCUACCGUUUAUGUGGGUCGGCAGCUGUGAAGAAAGAACUCCGAGAGGCAUUUGAGAAGGAUAGCAAAGCAGUUACUCUAUGUGAAACUCAGUACCCAGAUAUAAAUGUGAUAACAGGUAUCCUCAAAGAUUAUUUAAGGGAGUUGCCUUCUCCAUUGAUAACUAAACAACUUUAUGAAGCAGUAUUGGAUGCCAUGGUAAAAAGACCUUUGAAAAUGACAGCAAAUGGAUGUGAAAAUGAUUGUAAUGAUUCAGAAUAUACAAUGGCUCUCUUGGAUUGCCUGCCAGAAGUGGAGAAAGCUACUCUAAAGAUGCUCUUGGACCAUCUGAAACGGGUGGCUUCAUACCAUGAAGUAAACAGAAUGACUUGCCAGAAUUUAGCUGUGUGUUUUGGGCCUGUAUUACUUAGUCAGUGGCAGGAAACUACCAGCCACAACAACAGAGUGUUCACUGAUUCAGAAGAGCUGGCCAGUGCCUUGGAUUUCAAGAAACAUAUAGAAGUUUUACAUUAUCUGCUCCAGUUGUGGCCAGUGCAACAUCCAUCAACUGAAGAGUCAGCCUUGCUGGAGCAGCAGUCCUCUGUGAACUAUCUGAGGCCUAAGAAACAGCGGCCGCAAAUGUUAAAUUUAAGCGAAGUCUCUGGGAUCUUGCGAUCCAGGCCAGCCAGACUGGACAGCCCGUCAAGCAACCGCUAUGCAGGAGACUGGACUGCUUGUGGAGAGAACUACUUUGUCGGUCCCAAAGAAGCUCUGAGCGAAGCAGACUAUGAUGACGUCCCUUCAGAAGAGGCAGAAAGUGGGGACGAUGGCAGCCAAGCGGAUUCUUCCAGAACGCUGCUUCGGCGCCCCAUUUGUGUGUCCAAAGAACGUACCUUUCAGGCCUAUCUAACAAUGCAAACAAUGGAUUCUGCAGUGAACCAUCAAGUUAACCUUAAAAACUUGCAAGAAAGCAUUGAUACCCUGAUAGGAAACCUGGAACGGGAACUCAAUAAAAACAAGCUCAAUAUGAGUUGUUGAUCACUUUGCUUUGCCAUGUCUCCAGUUUUAUAUGUCCCUUCUGUUGUAUUCCACCAGGAGAGUAUAAGGAAAAGGAUUGUGUUUUGGAUUGGGGGGGGGGGGGGUUGCUGAUCUGUAUUAUAAUUGCAUUGGGCAAUGUUGGAGAUUUGGUCUUUCUCCACCAUUUGAAAACUUGUUCCUUUUUAUAAAACAAUUCUGCAAUAUUCCUUGUCAAGGUACUAUGCACUUAGGAAAUUUGAACAGUUUAUCAAAGAUAUAUAAUGCCUCAUUUCUAUCUUUGUUAUACUGGAACAGUACACUUUGUUCCUGAAACCUUAGCCCUGGUACAGAUGUUCUCUCAGAAGAGAGAAGAUUAAUGUUGCUACUUUAAGUGAUAACAUGCGGCACAAUGUUCUAUUAUUUUGACACAUUUUCACUUGCAACGCAAAGGCUGCUAUGUGGGGGGGAGAAGCUUUUUGAUAGUUCAGUUGUAUGAAUAUUGAUGUAUUCCUAUAGUAACACUUUCAAGCAACUAUUUAAAACUUGCAAAAAAUAUUUUUCUAACUUUUGUCUUGUAGAUAUUUAUAUGUGAAAAAGGUACGCUUCAUUGCGCAGGAUAAGAGUUUCUUCUCUCUCCUCCAACCUGGUGCUCUGAACUUACGUUAAACUACGGUUCUUUAAUUUCCCAGCAUAAUGGUGAUGAUGGUGGUGUGUGUGUGUGCGUGAGAGAGAGAGAGGCAGGCAGGCAGGCAGACACCAAAAGGUGGGGGUAGAUUAGCAUAGGAAAUAUCAUUUCUUCUUAGAGACCAAGACCUGCCACUGCAUUAGGUGAUUGUGUAAAAUGAGAUGAUUGUGCACUACUUCUACAGUUUGUUCACCCUUUCUCCCCUGCUGAUGCGGGAGGUUAGUAUUUUUUAUGCCCUACUGGAGAUGUUAUACAUGACAGCACUGUAGAAAUUAAUAGGUGUAGCUCAGGGUUGAAUUGGGGAGUCCUUGGUGCUUCCUUGGCUGUUUGUUUGCAAAUGUUCAUCCAGCUAAGAAGCAUCAGCAUUUUAAUGGGUAAUGAAACAUCUGCAAGCAAACAGCCGUGCUCAGAUAGCACCAAGGGCUCCACAGGACAGUCCUGUGUCCAUCUGGCCCACUCUAGAUCUGACUAAAGAGAGCUGAAGAGAGACUUGCCCGUUGUGUUGUCAACAAUCACACAUAAGCAGUUGUGGGAUAUCCUGGACAAGAAAGUAGUUGGACACUGAGAUAUUUGAAAGUUGGAACUAAAAGCAUACAAAUUAAGAUAUCCAUGAUAACAAAUUAUCUAGACACAAUGGCCUGUUUGUCACACCUUGCUGAAAUUCUGUUUGUGAAACUAAAAACAUGUUUCUAGAGAUGCUUUGAGACUUGAUUGCUUGAUAGAGACCCUAGCA